Molecule: messenger RNA, 759 nt
Organism: Suillus plorans
Lineage: Eukaryota; Fungi; Basidiomycota; Agaricomycetes; Boletales; Suillaceae
Exons: 4
Coding region: 181-759 (192 amino acids)
Source: RefSeq, a predicted model, not a curated record
GUCUAUUACAUUAUAUUGUACAUAUAUAUACCAAACUACUACUUAGAUACAAGAGGGGACCUAUUGUGGUGUGGUGGUGAAGCUGCAGUGAGGUGGGGAGGGUGUGGGAAUAAUUGAUAUUGUGGAGAUUCCCAAAAUGGGUGAUGUUUUAGGUGUAGUGGGGUGGCUAAAAAUGCGAAAAUGUGGAGAAGCAAUCUAUUUUUAAGUGUUGUGGGGAAAUUCCCACAGUAUCUAUGGACUUCAGUAAUUAUUGUAUCCCAUUUCAUCUACAAUUUAUGGCCUGCCGAACCGCCAAGUGAUGCAUUUCCAUCUGGAAAUUGUGAUGCGAUUUUCUUAGACAUGGAUCAAGGCGCAAAUAACCCUGGUUUUUCAGUUGCUCAAGUUCGCAUUGUAUUCCAGCUGGCUCCACCCCGGCGCUCAACUGCAAAACUUCCUGACUUCUUGUUGCACCCCCUCCUCUAUGUCCAACCUUUUCGUAUCGUAACAACCCCUGAGGAUCUAGAGGACACUCGAUUGUGGAAGCUCGAGAGGGUCUAUGCACCUGAAACGCAGCCCAAAACCCGCACCGGGUUUGUCAUUCCCAUAACAGAGGUAACACACCCUGCGGAGUUGGUCCCGGUGUACGGAGAAAAGGUUGACCGUUCCUUGACUUUAACGACGUCUCAAGAGCACUAUGACCACUUUUAUCUCAACCGUUAUGCAGAUAAGGAGAUGUAUAACGUGUUGCAUGAAUCAUUGGACACUGAGUAUACUCUUUAG